This is a messenger RNA of Cantharellus anzutake, 1134 nucleotides long. Its product is annotated as protein disulfide isomerase. The record is from RefSeq and is a predicted model, not a curated record. Gene Ontology annotation, molecular function: protein disulfide isomerase activity. The transcript is spliced from 11 exons. Gene Ontology annotation, cellular component: endoplasmic reticulum. The coding region runs from base 1 to 1134 and encodes 377 amino acids. Lineage: Eukaryota; Fungi; Basidiomycota; Agaricomycetes; Cantharellales; Hydnaceae. Gene Ontology annotation, biological process: protein folding.
AUGCAUCUUUCUUCUAUCGUACUGGCCUUGGCUGUUGGGCCACUUGCAGCAUUCGCCUCCAAUGUCCUUGAAGCAGAUGCAAAGACAUUUUCCUCGCUGCUCGGAGACACACCUUCAUUGGUCGAAUUUUAUGCCCCUUGGUGCGGCCACUGCAAGAACUUGGCUCCAAUAUACGAGCAGCUUGCCGAUGCGUUUAGCAGUUCAAAGGAUAAGGUAAAGAUUGUCAAGGUUGAUGCGGAUGGUGAAGGAAAAGAACUUGGCCAGAAGUACGGCGUUACGGGUUUUCCCACUUUGAAGUGGUUCCCCGGAGGAGCCAAUUCUGAACCGGAAGAAUACGAUGGAGGAAGGACCUUGAUGCCUUGGUACAAGAAAAAGCCUGAGCCAAAGAAGGCAACUAGGCAGCUUGACCUUACGUCUUUCAAGAAGAUCGCGUUGGAUCCCACGAAGAAUGCACUUGUCGCUUUCACUGCCUCAUGGUGUGGGCAUUGUAAGGCCAUGAAACCCACUUUGGAGAAGGUUGCGAAAAACUUUGAGAACGAGGAGGAAUGCAUCGUUGCCGACCUCGACGCUGAUACCCCUGAAACCAAACCCCUCGCACAAGAAUACGGCGUUAGUGGAUUCCCUACGAUCAAAUUCUUCCCCAAGGGUGUUGAACAAACUCCUUUGGCGUACGAGAUUGGAAGAAGCGAGGCCGAUUUUACCGAGUUCCUCAACAAGCACUGCGGGACCCACCGCGCUGUUGACGGUGGCCUCAACGAUGCUGCUGGGCGCGUCGCUGCGCUGGAUAUACUCGCUUCACGAAUUUACGCUGUCGUCCCGGCCUCGAGAUCGCAGAUCUACGAUGAAGCAGUUGUUCUCAGCAAGGCUCUCGGUUCUUCCGCCGAUUAUUAUCUUCGUGUAAUGAAAAAGUUGGUCAACAGCACUGAGGAUUACGUUUCGAAAGAAGCCAAGCGGUUGGCAACUAUUCUCGAAAAGAAGACACUCUCUUCGAAGAAGCUUGACGAGAUUAAAGUUAAGGCUAAUAUCCUCGCUGCCUUCCUUGAGCAGGAUACUCCGAGGAGGCCGAGGAGGUGCAGCAGCAUAUCAAGGCGGAGUUGUAAACUGGGUAUCUCACAAUUGUGUCUAUCAUCGUAA